Molecule: messenger RNA, 1182 nt
Organism: Aplosporella prunicola CBS 121167
Lineage: Eukaryota; Fungi; Ascomycota; Dothideomycetes; Botryosphaeriales; Aplosporellaceae
Exons: 1
Coding region: 246-1181 (311 amino acids)
Source: RefSeq, a predicted model, not a curated record
AUCCGUCAACUAACCAUGCUUGAGAACAAAUAAGCUUACCUAGGUCCUUCUCCUUCGUACGCCACGACAUGUCGCACGCAGACCUUGCAGACCAUGCCAUCUCCGGCGCAGCUCCAACUCAACUCAACCCCGCCUGACCCCUCUCCUCUAACCCCUCCUCAGCAACGAUACCUGAUACUCCUACCUAGAUGACCUCGACCACAACCUCCACUCUCUCAAACCAAACAGACCUAUCCACCACGACCAUGGCAACACCACAACCACAACCACAACCACCCACACCAACGCAAACCCACAUCCCCACAACCAUCUACGGCACCCUGUCCAUAACACACACGACCCCCCCUUCCCCCCCUUCAGAAAAACCCUCACCAGCCCUCCUCCUCCUCCACGGCAACAGCAGCAGCAGCCAAAUCUUCACCCACUUCUUCACGCACCCCACAGCUCAACACCACCGCAUCAUGGCGCUCGACCUGCCCGGCCACGGAAGCAGCAGCGACGCGCCAGCCGGCACAGUCGAGAAGGCGUACACGCAGGCGGGCUACGCGGCCGCCGCGCUCGAGGUGCUCGCGCAGCUGGGCGUGGCCAGCGUGAUAGUAUUCGGGAACUCGUUGGGCGGGCAUGUCGCUAUUGAGAUGGUCGCGCAGACCACCCAAACCCCACAACAACGCCCCCCACUCCGCAUCCACGGCAUCCUCCUCACCGGCACCCCGCCCGCCAACGGCCUCGCCCAAGUCCGGUCCGCCUUCCACGAUAGAGACCCGCACGCCAAAGUCCCGCCCCAGCACAUGCACCUCGCCUCGCAGGCCUCCUGGCCCGACACCGCGUACGCCACCUUCCCCUACGAAGCGUACGGCCCGCCCAACAUGCCCUGGAUGCUGUCCGCAGCACGGCGCACCGACCCACUUGCACGGUCGACCAUGUACAGCGCGUUCGAAGCCGGCGCGGGAGCGGACCAAGUCGCUGUUAUUGGCCGGACGGACGUGCUGGUGGGCGUCGUGAACGGCGCGCAAGAGCCGUUUGUGCGGCUCGAGUAUCUGGACGGGUUGCGCUGGGGGCGGCUGUGGCAAGGCCGGUGUCUGAGGCUGGAGGGGCUGGGGCACGCGCCGUUUUGGGAGCGGCCGGGCUUGUGGGCGGGGGUGUGGGGGGAGUUUGUGUGGGAUUGUUGUGCCGAGUUGUGAG